AUGGGGGAUGAAGGUGUCACCAGUGGGGUGGACUUCAGCUGGACAUGUGAUCUGGUGGCACUGAAGAGGGUGACUUCCAAAGGAGGAGCAUCUCAGUGCAAGGAGAGGCACGUGAUUCUGCUGAGCCCUGUGGGAGAGCUGGAGAUCUCUGGGUGUGAAAUGGGCUUACAUGAAAUAAAACUCCCAAAAAUGAGUGUGCUGCCAAGUGGGGCAGAGUCCUCGGCCACUUGCCAGGUGCGCGGAGGGGCGGAGGAGCUGCCGGAGCCGCUGCAGCAGAGCACGGCCUGGCUGCACGCCUACUUCUGUGAGCCAGCCAGGACCCCCAGCCUGCCCCUGCCCGCCUUCCACCACCCACUGCUCCUGCAAGAUUCCUUCACCAAGCAAGUGUUGUGGACCCUGUUGAGAGACGUGAAGUUUGGAGAGGCUGUUUCCUACAAGCAAUUAGCUGACCUGGCAGGCAAUGGCAGAGCAGCCAGAGCAGUGGGAGGAGCCAUGAGGAGCAACCCUAUCCCAAUCAUCAUCCCCUGCCACAGGGUGAUCCGCAGCAGCGGGCAGACGGGCAACUACGGAGGAGGAAACCUGAUGAAAGAGUGGCUGUUGUCACACGAGAGGCUGCAGAAGGAGAAGUGGGCAAAUUGA
Chaetura pelagica (chimney swift) is the source of this 639-nucleotide messenger RNA. It is a transcript of the gene MGMT, whose product is annotated as O-6-methylguanine-DNA methyltransferase. Gene Ontology annotation, biological process: DNA repair. The record is from RefSeq and is a predicted model, not a curated record. The transcript has 5 exons. Bases 1 to 639 code for a protein of 212 amino acids. Gene Ontology annotation, cellular component: nucleus. NCBI's taxonomy places the organism in Eukaryota, Metazoa, Chordata, Aves, Apodiformes, Apodidae. Gene Ontology annotation, molecular function: methylated-DNA-[protein]-cysteine S-methyltransferase activity.